AUGUCCACACCAGCCCCCAGCAUCCCCAGCAUCCCCAGCAUCCCCAGCCUCCCUAGCAUCCCCAGAACCCCCAGAACCCCCAGCACCCCUAGUACCCCCAGCAUCCCCAGCACCCCCAGCAUCCCCAGCACCCCCAGAACCGCCAGCCCCCCAGCAUCCCCAGCACCCCCAGAACCGCCAGCACCCCCAGCAUCCCCAGAACCCCCAGCCCCCCAGCAUCCCCAGAACCCCCAGCCCCCCAGCAUCCCCAGCCCCCCCAGCAUCCCCAGCACCCCCAGAACCGCCAGCCCCCCCAGCAUCCCCAGCCCCCCCAGCACCCCUAGUACCCCCAGCAUCCCCAGCACCCCCAGAACCGCCAGCCCCCCCAGCAUCCCCAGCCCCCCCAGCACCCCUAGUACCCCCAGCAUCCCCAGCAUCCCCAGCCUCCCCAGCAUCCCCAGAACCCCCAGCCCCCCCAGCAUCCCCAGCACCCCCAGAACCGCCAGCCCCCCCAGCAUCCCCAGCCCCCCCAGCACCCCUACCCCCCCAGCCCCCAGCAUCCCCAGCAUCCCCAGCACCCCUAGUACCCCCAGCAUCCCCAGCAUCCUCAGCACCCCCAGAACCCCCAGCACCCCCAGCAUCCCCAGCACCCCCAGCAGCCCCAGAACCCCCAGCAUCCCAAGAACCCCCAGCACCCCCAGCCCCCCUAGCAUCCACAGCACCCCCAGAACCCCUGGAACCCCCAGCAUCCCCAGCCCCCCCAGCAUCCCCAGCACCCCCAGUGAAAUAGAUCGAUGUUUGAAAAAAGUAGCUGAAGGGGUGGAACAGUUUGAGGACAUCUGGCAGAAGCUUCACAAUGCAGCCAACGCCAACCAGAAGGAGAAGUAUGAAGCAGACCUCAAGAAGGAGAUUAAAAAACUUCAGCGUCUUCGAGACCAGAUCAAGACGUGGGUGGCAUCCAGCGAGAUCAAAGACAAACGGCAGCUAGUGGACAACCGCAAACUAAUAGAAACGCAAAUGGAGAGGUUUAAGAUAGUGGAAAGAGAGACCAAGACGAAAGCGUACUCUAAAGAGGGGCUAGGCCUGGCGCAGAAGGUGGACCCCGCCCAGAGGGAGAAGGAGGAGGUGGGCACGUGGCUAACGAAUACGAUAGACACGUUGAACAUGCAGGUGGACCAAUUUGAGAGUGAGGUGGAGUCUCUCUCUGUCCAGACGCGGAAAAAGAAAGGUGACAAGGAGAAGCAGGACCGCAUCGAGGAGCUGAAGCGCUUCAUCGAGAAGCAUCGGUACCACAUCCGGAUGCUGGAAACAAUACUGAGGAUGCUGGACAAUGACUCAGUGCAGGUGGAGGCCAUCAGGAAGAUCAAGGAUGACGUGGAGUACUACUUGGACUCGUCGCAAGAUCCAGACUUCGAAGAGAACGAGUUUCUUUACGACGACCUUGACAUGGAGGACAUCUCCCAGUCUCUGGUUGCUACCUCCCCACCCGGACACUCUCACUUGGAGGACGAGAUCUUCCAUCACUCCAGCAGCACACCCACCUCCACCACCUCCUCCUCGCCCAUCCCUCCCUCGCCCGCCACUUGCACUACGGAGAACUCGGAAGACGAUAAGAAGAGGGGACGUUCGACAGACAGUGAAGUUAGUCAGUCACCUGUGAAGAAUGGCAACCCCUCGUCGUUAUCCUCCUCCUCCUCCUCUUCCUCCUCUUCUUCCUCCGCUUCAGGGCCAUCCUCAUCCUCACUGGUCUCUAUGGCAAUUAUAGGCGGCAGCAGCGGUGCCGGGGGCAACAGUCUCCUCAGCAACAUGGGGGGUCUCCUCUCCAACACCUCAGCUGGCAGCUACAGCAACGCCAUGCAGCAACCGCCGCAUCCCUCAGCACAGCAACAACAGGCCAAAAACUCAGUUAGCACCUCAUCCUCCACUCCCUCCAACACCAACCCCAGCCCCUCAAACAACAGCCUUGUCUCCAGCUCCUCCUCUCCCCCCAACGCCAGCACACCAGGCCCCCUCACUUCAAUUUCCCAGAUGCCAUCGGGGCCCAUGCAGGCCUCCCACAGCCUGAGCCUGGGAUUGGGCCUUUCGCUGGGGAAAAGCUCCAUCACCACCAGCCAGAUUUCGGGCAGUCUAGGCCUGUCGGGGAUGCCGGCGUCCCUCAGUACCAUGGCGGGCCUCCUGUCUGGCUCCACACCAGCGCCAUAUGCCCAGGCAGCCGCGGCUGGAGCUGUGGGCUCAGGGCUGCCGGGCUCGCUUGGCGGGGUCAGCUCUAUGACGUCAAACAGCAUCUGUGUCGGGAGUAGCACAGUUGGUGUUCCAACAUCUUCACCGGGUGGCCUACUGGGCUCACUGCCUGGGGGAAACGGCUCUGGAAUGCUGGGUCUGGGGUCCAGUCAGUCGGGGGUGCAGGGGUCCCUGGUGGCCCCCAACCCAGUAGGAGGUAUCGGGCUGGGGAGUGGAGUCGGGGUCAUAGGCAGCAAUGGAGGCAGCUCAGGAGCAGCAGCAGCAGCGGGGAGCGGAUUGGUGGGAGUCGGGGGAGGAAACUCAUCGCUCUUGACUAGACCGCCAAGUCGACAGAAGCAGAAUGGUAGCACUAGUUACAGUGCUGUGGUAGCAGACAGCACGUCAGACUCCGCCCUCAACAGUGCCAGCCAAUCACAAAGCAGCCAACCCUCAUCUUUGACGUCCACAGCCAAUCAGCUUAAGGACACGGGUCCCAGCUUGCUGGGACCCAUCAGCUUGUCCUCCAGUUCUCCCCCUCCGGCCUCGUACAGCGAGGGCAGGACGACGGGCAGCAGCAGCCUGCUAAAUGGACCACUGUCCUACUCACAGCCAUCUGACAGCAUCAAGCCCCAGGAGCCUCUGAGCAGUCUGAAGUCUAUGGCCGAGCGAGCAGCACUCAGCUCAGGGAUGGAGGGAGAGAUGCCCUCCCUGCACCUCGCCACAGAUAUCUUCCCCAGCAGCACUACGGCCCCCUCGGGGCCCCCCUCGGUCCCCCAACCCUCGCUGUCCGAGGUCAGCAUCCCCCCAUCGCUCGGGGUCUGCCCUCUGGGGCCUGUCCCCCUCUCCAAAGAUCAGCUCAUCCUACAGGCCAUGCAGGAGUCGGUGUGGACCCGCAUGCCCCACCCUUCCGACUCCGAGAGGAUCAGGCAGUACCUGAUGAGGAAUCCAUGUCCCACCCUGCCUUUCCACCACCAGGUGCCACCACCCCACUCUGACUCUGUGGAGUUUUACCAGAGGCUCUCCACAGAGACCCUCUUCUUCAUCUUCUACUACCUAGAGGGUACCAAGGCCCAGUAUCUGGCAGCCAAGGCCCUGAAGAAGCAGUCGUGGAGAUUCCACACAAAGUACAUGAUGUGGUUCCAGAGGCAUGAGGAACCCAAAACCAUCACCGAUGAGUUUGAGCAGGGAACGUACAUUUACUUUGACUAUGAGAAAUGGGGCCAGCGGAAGAAGGAAGGAUUCACGUUUGAGUACAGGUACCUGGAAGACCGGGACCUCCAGUGACUGCGGACAGGAACACAGACAAACACACCCACACUCGCAUACACACAGAUGGACUGACGGACAGACAGACGGAUAGCUUGAUGGAUGGAGGGAUGGGUGGAUGGCAGAGAAAGCGAGAGAGGGACAGACGAAUGGAUAAGACGGACACAACAAAGAUUUAAAAGCGAAGGUUGGACUAGCUGUUGACAUUCCUGGAUUUGACCUCAAUCUUUCAGGGAUGGGAGAGCGACACCCAGCAGGGGUGUGGUUGGGGGGUGGGGGUCCGGGCUUUGAAGACUUGAAUUUGUGGCAAGGCGUCAUCCCAUGUUUGAAACUCUUCCCUCUUGCCCCCCCCCCCCCACUGCCCCUCACACACACACCAACAUUGGUUGGUUCCCUCUCCUCUGUCAUCACCCUUUCCUUCCCCUCUUCCUCCUCACCCUCCCAUCCAUCCAUCACCAAGCCAUUUAUUUCCAUUUAGACUCGGAUCUGUUUUUAUUCUCUUUUCUGAACUGGAACUCUGUUUUAAAAACGACAACAAGAAAAAGACACGUUGGUGUUUGUUUUGGCAAAUAAGAUAACAUUUCAAAAAUUAAAAAAAACACACACACAAUCAGGACGAUCAUCUGCUCCUCCUUUAUCUCAUCAUGUUUGCUCCAAAAAAGAAAAAUCACUUAUCCAAUUGCCAACAUUUUGCCCCCGAGAACCAAAGAUGAUUGGUUGUCCCGCCGCAUCUCUCCUGCCCCCCUUUUUAAACUGGCAGUGUGGCGGUCCAAUGGGUGACGACGGCGUUUGAAUUCCUGCACCAGCCUGCGCCGACAUCGC
This is a messenger RNA of Lampris incognitus (smalleye Pacific opah), 4287 nucleotides long. RefSeq names its product CCR4-NOT transcription complex subunit 3-like. Bases 1 to 3483 code for a protein of 1160 amino acids. The transcript has 19 exons. The record is from RefSeq and is a predicted model, not a curated record. Lineage: Eukaryota; Metazoa; Chordata; Actinopteri; Lampriformes; Lampridae. Gene Ontology annotation, biological process: nuclear-transcribed mRNA poly(A) tail shortening; regulation of DNA-templated transcription; regulation of stem cell population maintenance. Gene Ontology annotation, cellular component: CCR4-NOT core complex; P-body; nucleus.